AUGGCAGACUCGGACACGCUCUUCGCCAGACUCUGUGCGAGUAGGUAUGCCCUCAUCAAGGCCAAUCAUCCCGGGGAAGGCAGACGGAAGCGCAAGCUGCGCGUCUCCGAAGAGUUCUGGAGUCUCUCCGCGGACGACAAGAAAAAGCUCGUGCAGGAUCUACCAGCCUUUGAUCCCAAUGCUCCGUACGAUUUCUUGACGGAUGGCGAUCCUGCCGAUGAAGUCACCGACAAAGUACCGGGCGAGGGCCUUAUAGUCCGGACCGACUACUCGAACGAAACGGCAUGGACUACAUUCUGCGACAAGGUCCGGGAAGCCCAGGAGGAGCUCUUCUCCGACUCCCCGGAGACGCCUGAGGAAGCCGACAUGGCCGCCGACGCCGAUGCCGACGAAAGCGACGCUGACGAAGCAAUGGACGAAGACCAAGACGAAGACGACGAGGAAGAAGAGGGCCCUCCAGUACUCUUCCACAUCAUCAACCCCUCCGACCCCUCCGACCGCCUCCAGCUCUCCCACUUCUCCCACAUCUCCAACCUCGCCGCCCUCCGCCUUCUGAACGACGUCUCCAUCCGCAAAGCGCCCCUCCCCCCGUUCGGGUCCGGGAUCAAGCGCAUCAAGCCGCCCAACCGCCUGAUCGACCACGAUGGCUGGCAGGAGAUCUACACAGGCAAGACUAUCUGGGUGUACGACGCGACGAGCAACCAGGACGGAUGCGCGCGGCUCGUGAGCCAGAAGAGCGCAGAGGCGCCAUACGGGACUGCUACCGGGGACAGCUGGCGCGCAAAGGCGACGCACUUGCCGGAGUUGCAGGCGAAUAUCGCAUCGGGCGCGAUUAAGAUUGAUUUCGGGGGCAUGGAUAGGUGGGAUCAUAAUGAGCGCCAGCGGAAUUUACAGGAAGCUACGCUACCCAUGCAGUGAAAAAAGGUGUCUGCCCUUGCCAAUACCAGCUACAGCAAAGCUGCGCGAUAUUGUCUCACCAC
Gloeophyllum trabeum ATCC 11539 is the source of this 980-nucleotide messenger RNA. RefSeq lists its product as uncharacterized. The coding region runs from base 1 to 918 and encodes 305 amino acids. The record is from RefSeq and is a predicted model, not a curated record. The transcript has 4 exons. NCBI's taxonomy places the organism in Eukaryota, Fungi, Basidiomycota, Agaricomycetes, Gloeophyllales, Gloeophyllaceae.